AUUGACCGUCUCACUCUGGCGGAGGAUAGUGAAGUGGGAGGGUCGGUCAACGUGGCAGCGAGGACCCCCCCUGUAUUUACCAACAACAGGCGUCUAUUUCCCAACACUGUACCGUCCUAGCACACGUACUCUCUCUGAAAACCCCUUCUACCUCGACAAAUAAAUGCCCAGAGAAAUAACACAAGCGCCAAGAGACAAGGAUCGCAGUUCAAAAGUGGAGAGGAAGACGAACAGCCGGACAAACCCGUAAGAGGAGAAACAACAAAGCGCACGGACCGUCGCUGUCGCCGUUGCCUUUCUCAAUGCAUACCCUUUGUGCCCGGGGAACGAUGAAACCAGAGAUCAGCGCCGCCGUCGGAUUUCUGUCGAGAUUUCUGCGGAUAAAAGGACACGUAAACGACCGACAGCUCCAAACAUUCAGCCAAAGCUUACAGGACAUUUUGGCAGAGCAAUACAAGCACCACUGGUUCCCAGACCGGCCCUGCAAGGGUUCAGGUUACCGCUGCAUCCGCAUCAACCACAAGAUGGACCCUCUGGUGUGGCAGGCAGGCCAGCGCAUCGGCCUGACCAUCCAGCAACUCUACCUACUGCUGCCCAGUGAGCUCACGCUCUGGGUGGACCCCUUCGAGGUGUCCUACCGCAUCGGCGAGGAUGGCUCCAUCUGCGUCCUGUACGAGUCGCAGCCCGGGGCGGCCGGAGGAGUGCCAGCAACGGCCACCACCAGCUCCCCCUCAGGAAACAGCGCGUCGGUGAGCCCCAUGGUGGACAGUCACACCAGCUGCAAGGAGGAACUGAUGGUGCUGGGCAGAACCAGUCCCUCCAAAGCCUACAACAUGAUGACUGUGUCCAGUUAAAGGGGCACCACUGCCCCGGCCUACUUUUGUUCAGGGUCACGCCGUGGCGAUCAGGGCGAGCCUUUUCAAAGCUAAAAAUAUGAAAUGAAAUAGUGAAAGAAGAGAAAAGCAAAAGAAAAAAGCAGAGGAUGUGGCCUAUCGUCCAGGUGAUGGAAACCUUGUAGGUUUGAUAUUUUUUUACCCCCUUCCCCAUUGUCGUCUGUUCUGUUGUGUCAUUGGAUCUGCCGGGCACUCCGUUUUUUCAGGAGAGGCUGUGGUGAAAUGGAACUGUUGGGGCAGCUAACCAACCAACCAACCAGGACCCCCCCGGAGACUGGCUCCGCCCAUCCCCCGACUGUAAACAACAUGGUGAUUGGCUCCAUCGCUGAAGGGCUGUUUUGUUGUUGCUUUUUAACACUGAGUCUAUCAACGUUGACUUUGCACUUUUCUUACUUGUGGUUACUAUGGGGUACCGUGUUCAACCGACGCCAUCAGUCAACACCAAAACUCUCCUAAAUUGUAAAGGCAUUACUGUCAGGAAUUAUCCCCCUUCAAUUUCAAACCAGAAGUUUUUCAAUUGCUAUUUUCAUUUGGUGUGUUUCCUGAUGGGGAGGGAGUUAGGUUCAGACUGUGCCCUUUACCAGUUUAAGCCCAAGGUAAAGAAACGCCCAAUAAAAGCCAUCGUUUUUUUUCUAUAAAAAACCUUUUUGGACCACAGGGCAUUUGUUUUCUUUAUCCUUUAGCUGUCUGAGCAAAGGCUUUCUGUCUUAACUUCUCUUCCUCCCCCUUCUCCCACCAACACUGAGCUCCAGGAAACACACGUCAACCCACCCUCGGCCUGUAUGUAAGUGCAAGUGGAAUGUGCUGUGACACCUGUUACCUAUGGAUACCAGUGUGUCCCGUUGCACUGUUACCCCCUCCCAUCACUCAUGUAUGUGUAGCUUUCCGGGGAAGGGCAAGGGAUUCGUCCCCUCCCCCCUCCCUCUGGUUAAUGAAUGUUGUUGAAAUUCACAAUCAAGUUCCCAUGUUGUUAAUUUGCCCCCCCUUUCCCCCCACCACUGCCUUUCCUCCCCUGCAUCACCAAAAUUCAAAGUGUAGCAUAGGGGGGCCUAUUAUACCGAAAUUAAGGAUUACCUUGUUUUGGUCGUGUGGCCCUGUCAGAAUUGACAUUGAAUGCACUUUGACGUUAGAUUGUGUGGGAUGUCUAAUUUUUAGAGAAAAUCGCCUGCAUUCCAUCCACUCGAAUGUCAUCUUUUCACACCAUAUUUCUUGCCCUCCCCAUUUUUUAGCCAUUUGUUCAUACUGUAGCUCCCAUAUUGGGAUAGACUGAUGUCUAUUAAAUAGGGAGUGUGCAACUCUGGGCUUCAAACAUUUUUACACUGUAUUUGCAAACAUUUCAGAGCUGUUGAUGUAAGUGGAGAGUAGUUUUGGUGGUAUGUUAGAAAGUUUUUGUCAUCUGUUCAUAUGGCACUGUUCGUCAAAGCCCCAGUAGGAUGCAGAGCUUAGCUGCUUCCCUCCCCUGAACUCACACAGAUGGUGGUUUGAGUUGCUGAUAGAAAGCAAGCCUGAAAGCUCUGGACUAAGUGAUGACUGUGUGUGACUUUGGCCAAAGGGAGGUCUGGAGCACCGACUGUUCAGACAUUAAUUUAGCUUGACUUAAAACACACCAGGCCUUGUCAGCCUUCUGUAUUCAUUUCCAUUACUGAUUUUCAAGAUCUUGGAUAGGGAAGAUACUUCACAAGUACCCCUUUCCGUUUGUGUGCAUUGGAGGUGCAUUGCCUUAUGUAGACCUCAUUGUCAAAACUAUGAGCCAUCCUCUGAGUUUAAACUGAUAAGCAGGCUUACAUGAGUCAGCCUGCUGCAAGGUGCUGCCCAGACGCUCCUUGGAGGCGUCCUUGUCCAGUCCGGCAGCUUCAAAUUCCCCCUGGGGUGGGGGUUAGAGUGCCUCAAAUGCCACAUAUCACCCCUUAGCUCAGACCUCCUGUUCAGCCAACAGCCAGGCAGCUUGCCGCUAGCUGACCCCCUGUGGAUGCAGGUAGACUUAAUGUGACACAUAUCAUCUUCCAUCACUGCAGGGUGUUGGGUAAGGAAGGCAGGGAGGGGGAGUUGGUGUGAGAGAGGAGGGGCCAGGGCCGGACUCUCGUCCAGGGCAGCUACAAUCCCUCCAGCCCCUCUUCUGGACUAAUUCAACACCCCCCCUGACCAGAAGCCCUCAGCCCUCCCUCAGCAGUGAUGGAUAUAAACCAGCACACGCGCUUAGCGUGCUCAAGCUGCACUGGGGGGUGGGGGGGGCUAGUGAGAGACAAGGAAACAUGGGUCAAAGGUGAGGAAUUGAGGGUACUAGGCCAUUGUUUUCUAUAAUCAUCUCACUGGAUUGCGCUGCACUUAAAUGUUGAGUUUGAGUAGCAACUUUGUUUACAUGCAUAUGAAAGGAUGUGACGGCUGACUGAUGUACCCCAGUUCACUCCUGGUUUGGUGCUGAGUGGCGACAGCUAGCUGGAGCAGACGCGGGGACGGCUGCAGGGUGUUUUCCAGGCCUUAACUGCCGGCCACAUCUGUCACAGCAGGCUGCUUCACCAGUCAUCACCAGACCUAUGGGUGUUUAAGCUCCCCUAAGCCCCAAGAGGAUCAUGGGUAAUAGAGCUAUGGCCAUUGACGCACUGCAACCCCAACCCUCCCCUUCCCUGCUCUCUGUUGGUGCUCCCUUCAGCAAUCUGUGAAAAGCAGUGAUUCCGUUUUGGCCAGAUGGAGAGGGGCUAGCUGGGACAGGAGCCUAGAGCUUUGGUUUCCAGGGUGGACACCAGUUUUAAAACCGUACUGCUCCACUAUAGCUUUUAAUGAUGUGACAAGAUGUUAUGAGAUUGGUUGAUAUUUCAGAUGUGAGAUGAUUGCUUCGUCUCGCUCUUCUCUAAAUGUGUUUUUAUGGUCACACUGGUAGGUUUUCUCAUCUUCCCACUCUGCCAUGCCCAUUUUCUCCCCCUUCUCAUUAAGAGGAUUUUUAGUCUGGUGAUCUAACCCACUUUUAAUAGACCUCGCUUUUAGCCCCACAAAAUAAUGGAAACGAAACCCAAACCCCUUUGAACACCUUCUCAACUGUACUACCACUCGAAAUGGUUUUCAAGUCCACAAUAAUAUUAAUUCUCUAAAUGGCAUCCAUACAGCGUGUGCGCACAUAGGUUUCAGAAAACGUUGUGAGAGUGCUUUGAAAUAGUCCAGAGGUAAAAUAGCACAUAAAAUGCACUAAAUAUGUCAAGUUGAAGUUGUGACAUUUUUUUGAGACGCGAAGAGUCUCUCCUGGAAUGUAUUGCCAAACUCAGGCCUCGGACAUUCAAUAAAUACCCUUAUGGAAAAGUUGUGCAUGUUAAGACACGAAACGGGAAGGGAAUAGCUGUUUUUGUUGUUGUUGUUGUCAGUCUUGUCAUCGAUAAGUUGAAUUAUUGCCACUUUCACAUUUGAGGUGUUUUACAUAUUGUAGAAUGUAUUGUAAUUGUACAAGAAAUGGUAGAGUACAUAACAUUACACAUGGGAAGUGCCAAUAAUUGCUAUCUUGAGGUGUUUUAGAUGUAUUCCUUUUGUAUUUCAUCUUUUAACAUGGAUAACUCUUUUCAUAAGUGAAGCCAUUCGUGAUGGGAGUGUUGGCAAGGACCAAAGUUGUUUUGGUUAAAAAAAUUAUUAGUUUCCAUGAUCUGUACUUAUAGACUUAUCCUUUGUUUUGUUUUUUGUUGUUUUUUCCUUUUUCUAUUUACAUACAAAACCAGAAAAUAGAAAAAAAAAAUCUGAGCUUACCCAAGAAGAAAAGCUGUCCACCCUAUCUUGUGAUCUCAUGUCAGUACAUCUUUAUCGUGUUCAUUUUUCUUUUCCUUGGGUAUGUUGUGAUGAACUGCUGUAAAUUUGUACAGUUCAUGUAAAUUGAUUGUGCGGAAGUUGUACAGAUUUCUAUAUUUUGGAAGAAAAGUUUUUUUUUCUCUGUAAUAAAAGAUUUCCUAUCUUGGCAACAUA
Myripristis murdjan (pinecone soldierfish) is the source of this 4832-nucleotide messenger RNA. It is a transcript of the gene btg1, whose product is annotated as B-cell translocation gene 1, anti-proliferative. The transcript has 2 exons. The record is from RefSeq and is a predicted model, not a curated record. Gene Ontology annotation, cellular component: cytoplasm; nucleus. Lineage: Eukaryota; Metazoa; Chordata; Actinopteri; Holocentriformes; Holocentridae. The coding region runs from base 303 to 854 and encodes 183 amino acids. Gene Ontology annotation, biological process: negative regulation of cell population proliferation.